GGUGAUGCUGAAUAUAAAUACAUUGCUGGUGUAUAGAUAAUAUUGAAGAAGAUGACCUUGAACGAGAUGACUUAAAAGAAAAUCAUCAUCAGAUAGAUACUCUUGAGAUACUUAACAUGAAUCAGAAGAUUAAGUGAAGUGAUCCAGCCAAAGAGAUAAGGUACAACAGCGGGGAUUCAUACUCCACUGAAGAGACAAAAGAGUUUGGCGAACAUCAGAAAUCUAAAGUUGGUUCUGAUGAAGCCAUUGAUGAGGAUAUUAUAAUUGAGGCAUUAACAGAAGAAACACUCAAGACAAUGGUCUAUGGUUUUAAAGUGAUUAAGGAUGAUUCUCAGGAGUAUAUGCAAAAGAAUUAUUUGAAGAAGAUCACUAGAGAGGUAUAUCGAAAGAAAAAUUCUUCAGAAAAAUCUCAGAAACCAGCUCCUAAUCAAAGCUCUGGAGAAGUGCCAGAUAAAGAUCAAAACAUUAUUAUUGAUUCUCAAGACCAAAGCCAAAUAAAUAACCCUUUCGAUGAGAAGAAGAUAGGCCAAGAUCCCUCUCUUCAACAAGACUCCCCUCAAAAUGCAGAUUCUAGUGCUCAAGACCAGUCUUCCCCCAACAAUGAGUCUUCCUCUAAUGCCCAAGAUUCAGCUUCUUCAGGUCAAAACCCAAUAAUCAAAAACAUUAUUGGAAACACCAUGAAUAUCGGAAAUACUCAUUGGCAGAAUAAUGGCAUGAUGUUUCAGCAUACAGGAGAUAACUAUUACAGUCAAGGCCCUCAUUAUCAUUUCCAGAAUGCCUCAUCUUCAGAAAAUGAUAAGUCUGAAUCCCAGAAGCAAUUUGAAGCAUUAAAAAAAUUUCUUGACUCUGAAGUUAUAUCCCAAAUGACCGACAUCAAGCAGAAAUUGAAUGUUGUCAGCAACAAUCUUGGACCAAAAGUAGAUAAGAAAGACCUUCAGAAGACAAAUGAGGAAAUCAAAAUAGCUACCGAUAUUAUUGCUUCCAGUCUAAUGCAGAGAGCUCAGAUGGCUUCACCUCUUGCUCUACAUCCAAGAUCUCACGAAGAGCUCGAGAACGAAAACAAGAGUUUAGAACAGAAAAUUGAAAAGCUACAAGAAGAGAAAAGAAAAUUGAUGCAGGAAUUGCAAAUAGCUCAAUCAUAUCAGAGACCUCAAUUACCUGUGCUUUCAUUCUCUAAGCCAGUGUUAUCAAAAGAGCCUCCAGCACUUACUUACCCUACGGCUGUAUCACCAGCAUCAGAACUCUCUUCUCCAUUGGCAUCUCAAGCACAUAAAUCAUUGCUAGCUAAUUCUGACUCUUUACCUGACGAAUUGACUCCUGAGGAGAAAGAUGCAUUAAUGGGGCAAGUAAAGGAAUCCCUCAAAAGCGACCCUAUUGCCAUCUACGAUGAUCUCCUGGAUCUCAGCCGUAGAAGCCAUCUAAACGUCCUUUGGGAAUGUACUGUUGGAGUCAAAAACACUUUCUUGAAUGGAGAUAAAGAAGAAAUUACACUAGACUUCAGAGAUAUAACUUAUAUCAAUUUCAUUACGAUUUUAAAUCAGAGAAUGCCAGAUCUAGCAGUUCUUGGUCUAGUUAUGAGUAAUACAGAACAUUUUGCAGAAAUCAGAUCAUUUGCUAUUAAUAAUUUCCCAAUGCACGUUAAAAAGCUUGAAUAUAUAUCGAGUUCACCAAGACUGGAUAUCACAGCUUUGGCUUAUGAAAUAUGCUCUGUUAGUAGAUGAGUUACCAAUAGUGUGUAUUUUUCAAAAUUAAAGAUCAGUUCAAGGCAAUUCAAACUUAUUUUGAGUAGCUUUAAACACUUACCAAAGAUAUAUUUCAGUGAAUGUUUGCUAGACCUCAAGAAAUCUUUGGACCUUGAAUCAGCUCUCCAAGACUCUCAAAUUACUCUUCUCUCAAUCAAUAAUUGUGGAAAUGCGUUGGGAGGUAAAUGGAAAUCUAUAAUGCCUGAAGAUUACUCAGAGGAGAUUCUAUCUGAUGCAGGAAUAGAUUUGCACCCAUUUGUUUCCUUUUUGAAAUCUCUCUCCUCAAGCGAAGAUUUUAUAACAAAAAUAAACGAAGAAUCUGCGGAAGAUGACCUUGGAAUACAAGCUAAAGGAUGUAGACAAAAAAGUCACCAAGUUCAGGAUUGUUUGCAAGCUUUAGGGUUAGAAGAUCUUAAGUUAACUGUGGAAUAAUUUUAGAUACUUGAUCCAAAAUUUGUUUCGAGUCAUUACUUAAUUCAUCUAAAAUUUUGGAUGCCUUUGAUU
Moneuplotes crassus is the source of this 2246-nucleotide messenger RNA. NCBI's taxonomy places the organism in Eukaryota, Ciliophora, Spirotrichea, Euplotida, Euplotidae. The record is from the annotation of a GenBank genome assembly.